AUGGGCUUCAACAACGUCAUCUCCAAGCUCAAGCCUGAGCCUGAGUCGAAGUUCUCUUCGCAGGCACCCACCCCGGCGCGUGCGGACUCGACCGUGGAGAAGGAUGAGAUCACCCUCGAUGACAGCCCGGUCAAGUACUUGACCUGGCGGUCAUUUAUUCUUGGCCUGUGUGUUUCGAUGGGUGGUUUCAUCUUCGGAUACUCGACUGGUCAAAUCUCGGGUUUCACUACCAUGGAAGACUUCAAGAACCGCUUUGCCGAGUACGACCAUGCUACGGGCAAGCACGCGUUUAGCAACGUCCGCAACGGCCUUAUUGUCGGUUUGCUGUCAAUCGGAACCAUGAUCGGAGCCCUGGUGGCUGCGCCAAUUGCGGACCGCAUCGGCCGCAAGCUCUCGAUUUCCUUCUGGGCACUCCUGCACAUCGUCGGCAUCAUCGUGCAGAUCGCCACGGAUGACAAGUGGUACCAGGUCGCCAUGGGCCGGUGGGUGGCUGGUCUGGGCGUGGGCGCGCUGUCGAGCGUGGUGCCCAUGUACCAGAGCGAGUCGGCACCGCGCCAGGUGCGUGGCGCCAUGGUCAGCGCGUUCCAGCUAUUCGUCGCCUUCGGCAUCUUCAUCUCGUACCUGAUCAACUAUGGCACCGAGAGCAUCAAGUCCACUGCCUCGUGGCGCAUCACCAUGGGUAUUGGCUUUGCCUGGCCCCUGAUCCUGGGUGUUGGCACUCUUUUCCUGCCCGAGUCCCCCCGCUACGCAUACCGCCAUGGCCGUGUCGAUGAGGCCCGCCAGGUGAUGAGCAAGCUCUAUGGUGUUCCUACCAACCACCGCGUUGUCGCCCAGGAAAUGCAGGAUAUGAAGCAGAAGCUUGAGGAGGAGCUCGCUGCUGGCUCGGCUCCCUGGCAUGAGAUCCUUACUGGCCCGCGCAUGUUCUACCGCACUCUCCUGGGCAUUACCCUGCAGUCUCUGCAGCAGCUGACCGGUGCCAACUUCAUCUUCUACUACGGCACGAGUAUCUUUCAAGGCGUGGGUCUGAGCAACCCAUACGUGACCUCGAUCAUUUUGGGUGCCGUCAACUUCGGCAUGACCAUCCCGGGCUUGUACGUGGUGGAGCACUACGGACGUCGCAACUGCCUGAUGGUGGGCGCCGCCUGGAUGUUCAUCUGCUUCAUGAUCUGGGCGUCGGUGGGACACGAGGUUCUGAACUCGGACCCGAGCUCGCACCCGGCAGGCAUCGCCAUGAUCGUCUUCACCUGCUUCUUCAUUGUCGGAUUCGCGACCACCUGGGGUCCCAUCGUGUGGGCGAUCUGCGGUGAGAUGUACCCCUUCCGCUACCGCGCCGUGUGCAUGGGCGUUGCGACGGCGGCCAACUGGACGUGGAACUUCCUCAUCUCGUUCUUCACCCCGUUCAUCUCGAGCUCCAUCGACUUCCGCUACGGCUAUGUGUUCGCCGCGUGCUGCUUCGCCGCCGUCCUCAUUGUCUUCUUCUUCGUCAACGAGACUCAGGGCCGCACCCUCGAGGAGGUCGACACCAUGUACGUCCUGCACGUCAAGCCCUGGAAGAGCGCCGGCUGGGUCCCCCCGGAAGGCAUCGUUGCCGACAUGCACGCCCCGACCACCGAGUCGCCCAAGGAGGGCGAGCAGGGCCAGCACCAGCACCACGAGCCGGCUGAAAUCCAGGAGCAGUGA
Penicillium alfredii is the source of this 1680-nucleotide messenger RNA. RefSeq names its product sugar porter family MFS transporter. Gene Ontology annotation, molecular function: carbohydrate:proton symporter activity. NCBI's taxonomy places the organism in Eukaryota, Fungi, Ascomycota, Eurotiomycetes, Eurotiales, Aspergillaceae. The record is from RefSeq and is a predicted model, not a curated record. The coding region runs from base 1 to 1680 and encodes 559 amino acids. Gene Ontology annotation, biological process: carbohydrate transport; transmembrane transport. Gene Ontology annotation, cellular component: plasma membrane. The transcript is spliced from 4 exons.